AUGCACUCAACUCCCUAUUUGUUAAAUGCUGUGUCUUCAACAACUCCAUCAUCAUCAUCCACACCCUCUCACUUCUCUACUAGAGCCGAGUCUUCAGUGACCAAUACUAGUAGCCCUUCUUCUUUGUUUCAUCCGGGGAAUAGUAGUAGCGUUGUAGUAGAAAAUCAUCCACAAGUUGCACCGAACAACAAACAUAACACCAAUGCAGAUAUUGAUUACUUGUCUUGCAACUUGCUUCCCAUGCGAUCGUCUUCUGUUCUUGUCCACAGCAGCAGCAGUGGUGGUGUGGAACACGAGAUUCACACACACAUUCAAGAAGCUCAACCUCGACUUCAUCACUCUCGACCUUAUUAG
This is a messenger RNA of Naegleria lovaniensis, 354 nucleotides long. RefSeq lists its product as uncharacterized. Lineage: Eukaryota; Heterolobosea; Eutetramitea; Acrasida; Naegleriidae. The transcript has a single exon. The record is from RefSeq and is a predicted model, not a curated record. Bases 1 to 354 code for a protein of 117 amino acids.